UUCCUUCUGGGAUGUUAUAACACGUUGUUCUUCUGGUGGGAAAGGAAGCACAAGUGGGAUAUAAAAGAAGGAGCCGUGGGACCAGGUCCAGGUGGGGCAAGGCACUGCAGCUCAGAGGAAAGCAAGAUGGUGCGAGGCUGGUUAUCCCUCCUGCUCUUUGGGACGGUCUCAGCCAUCCUCCCCCGGAAGAGCCCUCCCCUGGGCUUUAAAGAGGUCUGUGCCCUUCUAGUCCAGCAGCACAACAUCGAGUCCGGCCCUAUGUUCCUCUUCCGACUGGAGUCUGCAAUCCCUCGGCGCCAAUGGGAUCCCCUCUCCUCAAAGCUCCAAGGUUUCUCCCUCAAGAUCAAAGAGACGGUGUGCAAAGGGAAUCCCAUGAAGAUCAACAUCAACAACUGCGCCUUCAAACCCAACGGGGUGACCAAAUCCUGCCAAGGAGGCUAUAAAUAUAUGGGUGGGGUCCCCAAGAAAGUCAUGGGAAUGAUUGUGUGCGAAACCUAAUGAAACAAGGCUUAUCCCUUGGGUGAAACCAAGGUCUGCAAGAAGGACCAAAUACUCACAAAUCCAUCCCACAGAUAAAGAAAACGCCUCCGGUUAGAAUGCAUAAGCAUCUGCUGACUUAGCUUGAAAUGCUACUAGUAUAUAUCAAUGCAAGGGAAAUAAAAUAAUAGCGUACAA
Messenger RNA from Anolis carolinensis (green anole), 675 nucleotides. RefSeq names its product batroxicidin-like. Gene Ontology annotation, cellular component: extracellular region. The record is from RefSeq and is a predicted model, not a curated record. NCBI's taxonomy places the organism in Eukaryota, Metazoa, Chordata, Lepidosauria, Squamata, Anolidae. Gene Ontology annotation, molecular function: lipopolysaccharide binding. The transcript is spliced from 3 exons. Gene Ontology annotation, biological process: defense response to Gram-negative bacterium; innate immune response; defense response to Gram-positive bacterium. Bases 127 to 498 code for a protein of 123 amino acids.